Aspergillus alliaceus is the source of this 429-nucleotide messenger RNA. RefSeq lists its product as uncharacterized. The transcript has a single exon. The record is from RefSeq and is a predicted model, not a curated record. Bases 183 to 368 code for a protein of 61 amino acids. NCBI's taxonomy places the organism in Eukaryota, Fungi, Ascomycota, Eurotiomycetes, Eurotiales, Aspergillaceae.
UUGGCUUGCGGUGAAAUAAUGGCAGUUGUGGAGAAGACGGAUCUAUCGUCCUCAUUCAGAAGGUGUAAAAAUUAUGUCUAAGCUUGUCACAUUGUCUACUCGAUAUUGAUAAGGAGUGGCGGUCUCCGCUUUCUUUCACUGAAGCCCGAGAACACGCCUGAUUUAUUUAUGAUUUCGUGACCAUGUUCCCAGUGCUAGAGGAACUUGAUUUGGCAUGGGAGUUUCAAGAUAUCGACUACAGCGAUGCUAUUGAGGAAGAAGAACAUUUCUUCAAUCGAAUUGCGUAUUUGUGCAUUCCCAUCUCUCAAGAAGUGCACUCUUCGGAACAUUUGUACUUCCGCGGCAGCACUGCUUUUAUUUCUCCAUAACGUUCAAUUGGCCAGUCUAUCAAUUGGAAAGGUGCGGCUGGCCAGUGGGAAGUUUGAGUCC